AUGCGCAGAGGUCAUCAUCAUGGUCACCAUGGGCAUCACGGGAGAGGUUUUGGACACCAUCAUGGUCACCACCACCACCAUCACGGUAUUGGUGCCCCGUUGGGAGCUCUAGCCGUUGGGGCUGUAGCAGGAGCUGCGAUUGCGAGCUCAAAACCUAAACCAAAGGAAACAGUUGUACACGUCGUACACACUCCACCUCAGCCGGCACCGCCUCCACCUCACAAUCCCGCAUAUCCGGCUGCACCUCCGGGCUACUAUCCCCCACAACAAGGAGGCUAUCCCCCACAACAAGGAGGCUAUCCACCACCACAAGGAGGCUAUCCACCACAAGGAUCAUAUCAGUACCCACCGCCACCAGGGUAUUACCCACCGCAACAACAGUAUCCUCCUCCAACAACCCAGUGA
Messenger RNA from Anneissia japonica, 405 nucleotides. RefSeq names its product calcium-binding protein P-like. The transcript is spliced from 3 exons. The coding region runs from base 1 to 405 and encodes 134 amino acids. The record is from RefSeq and is a predicted model, not a curated record. NCBI's taxonomy places the organism in Eukaryota, Metazoa, Echinodermata, Crinoidea, Comatulida, Comatulidae.